CAUGUCUUCCACACUCAGACGCUCGCUGGAACGCAGUGUCUCUGCAUGUCUGCAACGCGGGACACGGAAGGCACUGCCCAUUGCUCGCCACGUACGACAUAUACACCCACUUGCGGCGGACUGGAGCGGACUCGGACAUGCGCAUCCGGUGACGGCGAAUUUAGUCCCCAUUGUGAUUGAGCAGACUGGUAGAGGGGAGCGAAGCUAUGACAUUUUCUCUCGAUUACUCAGGGAGAGAGUAAUUAUGCUAUACGGACCGAUCAGGGAUACGGAUUCCGCAUUGAUUGUCGCGCAGCUACUGUUCCUGGAGGCGGAGGAGACGUCCAAACCUAUUCACGUGUACAUCAAUUCGCCAGGUGGUAGCGUGACUGCCGGCCUUGCGAUUUACGAUACUAUGCAAUAUGUGUCGUCGCCUAUUCACACAUACUGCGUCGGACAAGCAUGCUCCAUGGGCUCCCUGCUUCUCGCUGCAGGUGAGAAGAGCAAACGACAUGCGCUUCCACAUUCGAGCAUCAUGAUUCACCAACCUUCCGGCGGAGCGUCCGGCCAAGCGAGCGAUAUAGCCAUACACGCGAAAGAGAUUCUGAGGGUACGUGAGGUGCUCACAGGAAUCUACCAGAAGCACUGCGCGCGCGAGGGAGAGAGUGUCCAGGAUGGAUUGAAUAGAUUCCAGACCGCGUUGGAACGGGACUACUUUAUGACGGCCCAGGAGGCACUAGAGUUUGGGAUUGUAGACAGGGUACUCGAGAAACGUUCCAAGAUGGAAAAUGUCUAGUCGGUCCUCCUGAAAAGCACAGUCUUAGGGCCCGUCAGAAUAGGUAUCUUCCGUGCAUUGACCAGUAUGCAUUUU
Molecule: messenger RNA, 850 nt
Organism: Dichomitus squalens LYAD-421 SS1
Lineage: Eukaryota; Fungi; Basidiomycota; Agaricomycetes; Polyporales; Polyporaceae
Exons: 7
Biological process (GO): protein quality control for misfolded or incompletely synthesized proteins
Cellular component (GO): endopeptidase Clp complex
Molecular function (GO): ATP-dependent peptidase activity; ATPase binding; serine-type endopeptidase activity
Source: RefSeq, a predicted model, not a curated record